AUCAAAUCACAAAGGCUUGCGAAUCUACAAUGAUCCAAGCGGCGAUAACGAAGAAGCAAUACCAGGAUUUAUUCGCUGCGCAUGAGAAGGAGAAGCAAAAGAAGAAGAUACACCAUGAAGGAGGAAUUACUAGAGAAGAAGCGCAGGAUCUCAUGAGGUCAAGAGAUCAAGUUGUCGAACCUCCAGUCAAUGAUCCUCCACAGUCUCAAUUACCGGCCUCUCAACCACGCCAACGAGACGCGUUUGGAGGUGGUGUCCGGCUCAGUGUUAGAUUACUCUUAGUGCGACAGGCCACAAUGGCUUCCAUAUGCAAGCCUCCUAUUAAGGGUUAUAAAGGAUGUCAUAAUUAG
This is a messenger RNA of Rasamsonia emersonii CBS 393.64, 350 nucleotides long. RefSeq lists its product as uncharacterized. The annotation marks the transcript as partial. The transcript has 3 exons. The record is from RefSeq and is a predicted model, not a curated record. Lineage: Eukaryota; Fungi; Ascomycota; Eurotiomycetes; Eurotiales; Trichocomaceae.